Molecule: messenger RNA, 7571 nt
Organism: Melopsittacus undulatus (budgerigar)
Lineage: Eukaryota; Metazoa; Chordata; Aves; Psittaciformes; Psittaculidae
Gene: SON
Product: SON DNA and RNA binding protein
Exons: 10
Coding region: 110-5869 (1919 amino acids)
Biological process (GO): regulation of cell cycle; regulation of mRNA splicing, via spliceosome
Molecular function (GO): RNA binding
Source: RefSeq, a predicted model, not a curated record
AGAGGGUCCAGAGUCUCUUCUGACACUUGAAAGUGGAUGCUCUGUGUCUUCAGAUGAUAACAAGACAACCUCCUUAGCCUCCGGAAGAACAGAGGCUCAGGGAUCUUUGAUGUCUGAAAGUGUACUCUCUGGCUUGUCUGAUGGUCAUGAAUUGAGACAUUCCCCAGUUGAAAAAACAGAGCCUGAAAACUUUUUACAAGUACCUGAAAGUGAAUCUUCCAAGCUGGUUGACAUCUCUGAGUCAAGGUCACUAUCAUCUGAAGCAGCAGAGGCUCAGAAUUCUUCUCUAGCACCUAAAGUUCCAUGCUCUGCAUUCCCUGAUGCCUGUGAGUCAGCCUCCUUGCCUGUUGAAAAGGGCCAGAUGCAGGAGCGUUCUCUGUCUUCUGACAGUGGAUGCUUCAGAUCUCCUGAUGCUCUUGAGUCUGGAUCCAGCUUUAAUGCACAAACAGAGGAGCUGCUGUUGAUGUCUGAGACUAGGCCCUUCAGGUCACCUGAUGGAAAUGAACAAAGGUCUUUAUCUGCUGAAAAAGUCAAGGCUCCAGAUGUUUCCUUGCAAGCGGAAUGCAGCCGUGUUGAGAUUUUGGAUGACCUCGUUUCAGCGUCGUCAUUUGGAAAAGUGCAGGAAGUUGUACUGACAACUGUAGAACAAAGCUGCAAGUCCUCUGGCGUUCAUGAGUCCAGAUCAUCUGUUGACAGAGAUGGUCUAACACUUCCACAAGUACUCGAAAUUGAGUGCUCUGAACCUUCUGAAAUGCAUGAAUCGAGAUACCUGCCUGCUGGAAAAAUAGAGGGUGCAGGACCUGUAUUGAUGUCUAGAAGUGGAAUUCCUGUGUGCCAUGAUGGCCAUAAAACAAAACACAAUUACUUUGAGAAAACAGAAGGUGCAGAACUGUUGUUGGCAUCUGAACUUAGGUGUUCUGUCUUCCCUGAAGGCUAUGAAUUGACAUCUGCUGCAGUUGAAAAAAUGGAGAUGCAGAGGCUGGAAAGUGGAUUCUCCAAGUCUGCUAAUGUUAGUGAAGCAUUAAGCACACCUAUGGAAAAACUACAGGCCUCAGUGGCUUCGCUGACAUCUGAAGGUGGACUUUUCCUGUUGCCUGAUAGUCAUGAACUGAGACCUGUCCCUGCUGAAGAAGUGGAGGUGCUAAAGUCAUCUGAACUGAAAUGUGUUGCAUCCCCAGAUGACCACAAGUUGAGAUCUGCCUGUCAUGAAGAAAUACAGGUGCAGGAGCCACCUGUAGCGGAAAGCAGGUGUUCAGUUUUGUCUGAUGGUGAUGAGUUGACAUCCACCUCUUUUGAAAAAGUUGAGAUAGAGGAGCCUUCUCAGUUGUCUGCAAAUGAAUACACAAUUGGGCUUGAUGGCCCAGAGUUGACAUCAACCCCUGCUGAAAAAACAGAACUGCGGGAACUUUAUCGGAUGUCUAAAGAAAGAUGCUCUGUGUCUGUUGAGAGUGAGGAGUUGCAGACACCCCUAGUUGAAGUGCAAAAGCCUGCUCUGGCAUUUGAAAAUGAAUAUACUGUGUCUUGGGAAGGCCAGAUGACAUCUAGCUCUCCUGAAAAGGUAGAGAUACAGGAGGCUUCUAUAGUACCUGACAGGGAACAUGCUGUGUCUUCUGAAGAACACAAAUUGCUGUCUUCCCUUGCUGAAAAAACAGAGAUACAGGAGUGUUCUUUGCUGUCUGAAAAUGAAUAUGUUGUAUCACCUCACACCCAGGAUGUGGCAGCCAGCCCUGCUGAAAAAGAGGUGCAGGAGCAUUCUCUGACAUCUGACAGUGGAUAUACCAUCUUCUCUGAAGGCCAGGGAUUACAGUUUACCCUUGCUGAAAAAACAGUGGUGCAGGGACCUUCAGUGAUAUUGGGCAGUCAAUAUGUUGCAUCCUGUGAGGGUCAGGAGUUGCACUCCGCUGUCACUGAAAAAACAGAGGGGCAGGAGUGUUCUUUGCUGUCUGAAAACGAGUAUGAUAUAUCCCCUCAACGCUGUGAUUUAAAGUCCAGUCCUGUUGAAAAAGAAGAAAUGGAGGAACCUUGUGAAACAUCUGAAAGUGAAAGUUCAAUGUCCACUGAUAGCCAAGAGCUGCAGUCUGCUGCUGUUGGAAAAACAGAGGUGCAGGAGUUGUCUUUGUCUGAAGGUGAAUGUGCCAUGUCCCCUGGUGGUCAGGAGCUGCAGUCCAGCCCUGCUGAAAAAGUAGAGGCAAAGGAACCUUUUCUGACAUCUGAAAAUGAACAUGUUCUGUCCCCUCAAGAAUGUGAAUCAAGGUUGGCUCAUGCUGAGAAAACAGAGGAUAUGAGUUCUUCUUUGACAUCUGAAAAUGACAAUCUUCUGUCUUUUGAAGGCCAGGAUGUAAGAUUCACAGCUGCUCAGAAAGCAGAUAUGCGGGAGCUUUCUUCAACUCCUGAAAAUGAACAUGCAGCAUCUCCUUAUGGCCAGGAGUUGAGAUUCUCUGCUGUUGGAAAAGAAGGUGGUUUUGAAGUUUCAACGCUAAAUGAUAGCAUCUCCGUGUCCCCUGAUGACUUGAAAGCCAUCCCUGCUGAAAAAAUGGAUGAUGCAAUGCCAUCUUUAAUUCCUGAAAGUGCAUCUUCCAUGUCCCCUGAUGGCUACAGUGUAAAAUCUGGUCCUGGCGAAGAAACAGGAGAUCUAGAGCCCUCUUUGUUAUCUGAACGUAGACAUUCUACAUCCUCAUAUCAAGAAAGCCAUGAGCUGAAAUCUCCCAUGGAGGAGGAAGGUCUAGAGUCGUCUUUGACUCCUGAGCAUAGACGAUCUGUGUCCCCUGAGGGCCAUGACCGAAAAUCUGUCAUAGAUGAAGAAAUGGAUGAUCGGGAACCCUCUUUGACAUCUGAACAUAGGCGCUCCACAUCCCCUGAUGAGCAUGAGUCAAGAUCUAGCAUUGGUGAAGAAGCAGAGUAUCUGGAGCAGCCUUUGACAACAGAACGUAGACGCUCUGUGUCUUCUGAUGAGCAUGAGUCAAGGUCUACUGCUGGGGAAGAGGUAGAGGAUGCAGAACCCUCCCUUACAGGUGGGCGAAGAGAUUCCACAUCCUCUGAUGAGCAGGAGUCGAGGUCUACUGCUGGUGAAGAUGCGGAAGAUGGGGAGCCCUCAUUGACAGCUGAACGUAGACACUCCACGUCCUCUGAUGAUCGUGAAUCAAGGUCUACAACUGGUGAAGAAACAGAGGAUUUAGAACCUUCUUUGACAGCUGAACAUAGACGCUCCGUGUCUCCUGAUGGCCGUGAGUCAAGGUCAACUACCGGUGAAGAAGCAGAGGACCGGGAGUGCUCUCCAGCAACUCAACGUAGACACUCCACAUCCUCAGAUGAAUCUGAGUCAAGGUCUACUGCUGGUGAAGAUGUGGAUGAUGUGGAGCCCUCCUUGGCAGCUGAACGAAGAGAUUCCACAUCAUCAGAUGAUCAUGAGUCAGGGUCUACCGCUGGUGAAGAAGCAGAGGAUGUGGAACCCUCUUUGACAACUGAACACAGACGUUCCACAUCCCCUGAUGGACAUGAAUCGAGGUCUACCAGUGGUGAAGAAGUGGAUGAUGUGGAGCCUUCUUUGGCAGCUGAACGAAGAGACUCCACGUCGUCAGAUGAGCAUGAGUCAAGGUCUACCACUGGGGAAGAGGGUGAGGAUGGAGAGCCCUCUUUGGCAGAUGAAGAUAAACAAGAUUCUGUGCCUCUUGAGAGAUCGGAGGAACAGGACUCUGCCUUUGUACCCGAAAGUAGGCGUUCUGAGUCUUCUGAACGUGAAAAAUCCAGAUCCAGAUCCGUUGAUAAAAUGUCUGACAAAGAGUCUUCACGGAGAUCCAUAAGCAGACAUUCAAAGUCUCCUGCUCACCAAAAGAGUCGAUCCACAUCUGUUGAAAAAGAGGCAGACAGAGAAUCUUCACGGAGAUCUAGACGUAGGCGCUCCAGGUCUACUGCUCACCCAAAGAGUAGAUCCACAUCUGUUGAGAAAACAGACAAAGAAUCUUCACGGAGGUCUAGACGUAGGCGCUCCAGGUCCACUGCUCGCCAAAGGAGUCAGUCAACAUCAGUGGAAAAAGUGGCAGACAAAGAAUCUUCGCGGAGAUCUAGACGUAGGCGCUCCAGGUCCACUGCUCGCCAAAGGAGUCGAUCCAAAUCUGUUGAAAAAACAGCAGACAAAGAAUCUUCACGGAGAUCUAGAAGCAGACGCUCCAGGUCUUCUCAGCGCAGAUCCCAGAGGUAUGAUACAGAAUCUCGUUCUAGACGGAAUCGCUCCAGAUCAGUAACACGGAGAAGAGCAUCAAGAUCAAAAUCUAAUCGUCGGUCUCGGUCUAGUUCGUUGUCGCGUUCAAGGCACAGAAGGAGGAGUAGGUCAAGGUCAGCAUCAAGACGGCGGCGUUCUUUAUCAAGGGACAGGCGUAAGAGAUCGCAGAGAAACAGAUCAAGGUCUACUGAUAGAAGAAGAAGAAGAUCAGAUUCAAGAGAUCGUAGGAUAUCUCUCAGACUACGAAGCAGGAGUCGAACACCUAUUCGUCAAAGGCGAUCAAGAUCAAGAGGAAGAAGACGGAGCUCUAGUAGGUCACCAAUUCGGCUGCGGCGAUCAAGAUCUUCAGGGAGAAGAAGAUACAGCAGAUCACCUGAUCGUCGUAGGUCAAGGUCAUCAGAAUUUUCAAACAGGUCACCUAAACGUCUUACAGACUUGGACAAGGCCCAGCUACUUGAAAUCGCCAAAGCUAAUGCAGCUGCCAUGUGUGCUAAGUCUGGUGUUCCCUUACCACCAAGCCUGAUGCCUUUGUUGUCUCAAAAGAAAGACGACAAAGCCAACCAGAAGUCAUCAAGAGAUACGCUAAAGGAGCUCACUGAGAAAUGCAAAAAGAUUGCUCAGAGCACAGAUGAUGUGAUAGUGAACAAACCUCAUGUUUCUGAUGAAGAGGAGGAAGAGCGUCCUUUCUAUAAUCAUCCUUUUAAGCUCAGUGAACCCAAACCUAUAUUUUUCAAUUUAAGUACUCCCAGCAUAAAACCAGCACCACCUCCACAACCAAAAAAUCAAGUCAGCCUGUCAAAGGAAUUCCCUGUUUCAUCUGGGUCUCAGCAUAGGAAAAAGGAAGCAGAUAGUGUCUAUGGAGAAUGGGUUCCAGUUGAAAAAGGCAAAGAAGACAGCAAGGAUGAUGUUUUCCCCAAACCAUCAAUUGAGGGCGUGGACAUAACUACAGCUAUGAAUGAUCGAGCAAUAGCUCAGAAAAGGCUUAAUGAAAACACAUUUGAUUUAGAGGCCAUGUGCAUGCUAAAUCGUGCACAGGAACAGAUUGAUGCCUGGGCUCAAUCAAACUCCAUACCUGGCCAGUUCACAGGAAGUACUGGAGCACAGAUAUUGUCCUCGGAUGAGCUGACCAACAGUGGUCCCCAAGCGUGGAUUAGAAAGGAUCAGUUCUUAAGAGCAGCCCCUGUAACUGGAGGAAUGGGAGCUCAACUGAUGAGAAAAAUGGGCUGGAGAGAAGGAGAAGGGCUUGGGAAAAACAAAGAAGGCAGCGUUGAGCCAAUUAUGGUGGACUUUAAGACAGAUCGGAAAGGGCUUGUUGCUGUGGGAGAGAAGGCACAGAAGAGAUCUGGACAUUAUGUUGUGAUGAAGGAUCUUUCAGGUAAACAUCCCGUUUCUGCUUUGAUGGAGAUCUGUAACAAAAGAAGGUGGUCACCACCUGAAUUUGUGUUGGUGGAUGAUAGUGGGCCUGAUCAUCGCAAACAUUUUAUCUUUAAGGUGAGAGUCAAUGGAAAUGAAUACAGGCCUACUUUUGCCAGCCUUAACAAGAAGCAUGCUAAAGCCACAGCAGCAACUGCGGCUCUCCAAGCGAUGGGACUUGUACCAAAGGAAAGCAUGGUUAAUACCACCAUGUUUAGGAGUGCCUCACACCGCUAGAUAUUGUUUUUUAUAUUGACAUUAUUUCAGAUAAUUUUACUCUGCACAAAAAUGGUAUUUGCCCUUUCAUGUUGUAAAUACAUUGGCAAUUCCCACGUUGUAAAAACUGUACAGACACCUUCAGGUUUUUCUUUUGUACCAUCAAAAUGUAUUUAAAUCAUACUUAGUUUUUGGUAUGUUUAUAUUGUUUACAUUAGUGAUGUAAUUAUUUCUUAAAUGACUAAAUCAGACGACAGACUCUGGAGGCAUCAGUAAUUGAAACCCUUGUUUUAAAGCUCGUGCGAUUCCUCUUCAAUACGGAAUGUUAACACUUUCAUACUGUUUUGUAUGAUGCUGCAGUUUUCUCUGGUCUCGGUAAAGCUACCCGUGCACGUUGCCGGCAGCUGGUGAAGGUCAUGUGCUCACCCAUGGUUGGUCGAGGCCAGGUACCAGGCAGCGCCGCAGCCCCGUGAGAAAGCACAUGGUGAUAGCCCUGUUGUACAGUGUUAGCACCGUGGCUGCUGUCUGUGUUCAGUCCAGGGUUGGACUCGGUGGUGCACUGCAGCUGGCCCCGCAGCCCAUGCUCCAGGACGUACGUGAUUUAGGCAAAAGACAUGCACUUGAAGGGACGGCAGGAAGUCCAGCAGUGGAUCCCGUGAGACUCGCGACGUGAAGGUGACUCUCCCUGCAUGUUCUAAGAAGGGAGAUGAUGGAGUUGUCUAUUCCAAACAAAUUAACACACUGCCUGAUGUUGAUUGUAUGAUUUUGUGGUUAAUGUGAAUUUUAAACUCUUAACAAAUCUACAACUGGAUUUGGGGGGGAGGGAAGGGAUAGAAUGAUGCUUAAAUUGUUGUACCCAAAUUGGUCAAUAAAAGCAGCACAAGUUCAUAAUCUUAAUCACUGGUCAGUAAGCAGUAAUUCAAGUGUCUGCCAAGUUGACUUGUGGAAGAAGGGUGCAGUGUAAGAGUAUGCUGAGGAUCACCAAUAACUGUUAGGGCUGCAGGGUCACUUCUAGUUGCUUUGGAGUAUUACCAAAUUAAUUCCAUGGGCUUCCACUUUCUGUAAUGGUACUCUGCCCUCAAGGAGACAGCCUGAUCCAGAGUUUAGGCAGUUGGACAAGGGAGAGGAUGUACAAAGCUUUCCCUUCUUUUAUCUUCCCCCACCCCUCCUUUUUUUUCCACUUUUAAUUUAAGAAGUGUUAAUACUUGAGCUGUAAUCACUUUGGAUUGGAAAGGGCAUUGCACACCUCUGGCUGUAUUUGUCUGAGUUAUGAUCAGGGUGCCAGGAUUUAUGGACUUCUGCAGCUCAUGUGCUUAUUUCAGAAAAGUCUUUCUGAGGUUUCUUUGUAUUACACCCCCUGAGCAAAGCCUCGUCUGGGAUAGGAACAAAACACAGUUUGUACACAGCAAGGCUGCGCUCAGGCCUAAAGCGUGUGAGCUUUGCCAUGGUAACAGGAACAGAGGUGAAGAAUUACUAGUACCUCUUCCACAAAGUAAGAUGACCUGUGUGUAUUCUGCCAACUGUUAAAGAACAAGGUGUCUUUCUGUGCCCUGAAGGGACAAGGGUCUAUGUCUUGUGUUAUGUACAGCAGAGAAAUGGUGUUUGGUUGUUGACUGCCCACUUCCAUAAAAUAAAGACCCUUACUCGUCUGUCAAAGCGCUCUAGGCCUAAGUUAAUUUUCAUGGACAUAAUUGUCUGUAAUUAAAACUUUUUUCCCUUUGGC